GGUCACUCUGGAUACAUUUACAUUAGUUUUUUGUUUAUGUUGGGAAGUCGUCGGAAAAUUCGGCUGUUUUGUAUGUGUGCCGCAAUGAAAAGCUGCUAAAAAGCUAAAUAUAAAAAUCAGCGCAGCGCGCGGCCGUCUGUCGGUGCAUUGUUUUCUAAGUGCAGUCAGUAGGCAGCAGCAAUUGAUGAGGAAAAAUUAUGUGAAGCAGAAACGCAGUUUUUGUUUGUGUGUAUAUGUAUGUACAUUGUGUGCUUCUGUAUGUGUAUUGUGCAAUGAAACUGGAAAACCAUUAUUAUUAAUGAAAACGCGUGAAAUGUACAACGAGAACGACAACGACAACGACCAACUCCUCCCACUUGUACGUGUUGUAGGGGUGAAGGGAGUUUGACUGCUGUGUCUGUGCGCUAGUGUGUGUGCGUGUGUGUUACUGCGUGCACGAUAAGGCUUGUAUUUGCGGGCAAUAUAUAAUUGAAUAUAUAUGCAGAGUAAAUGUCAAAGAAGACGACGCGUAAUAUGCACACACAUUAAUAAGAGCAAAAGGUCAAAAGUUAAGCUGAAAACAGGACCAAGACACCGUAAUGUUGUAAGUCAGCGACAGCAAUAAGAGAGCGAGAGAGAGAGAGAAAGAGAACGAGCGCAUGUUGGUGUGAGUGUACACGAUAAGAACAAAGAGAAGAGCGAAGAGCACGAAAAACCCGUCUAAGAAACAGCAGCAGAGGAGGGCAAAACAAAAGACUGCUUAAAACUAAUAAACAAACAAAAGCAACUCAAAUAAUAACAACCAUAAAAUAAAUACAAACCGAAAAUGUCGGCCGCGGAGCUUGAGACUGAAAGUUCCGCACAGGAGCAGCAAUCGAAACAACCACAACAACAACAACAACAUAACGAACAUACAAGCAACAAUAACAGCACUGCCAAUGAUGCUGAAGCCAAUACCUUUGGCAUAGACCUAGAAGAAACCAUUGAGACUAUGACAUCAAGCAACAACUACAACAUUGAUAUGGAGCAACAACAGCUGCAGCAUAAUAAUAUGCAGCAGCAUGCGCAAAUGCAACAGCAGCAACAACAACAUGUACAACAUGCACAGCAGGAGCAAGAACAACAGCUAGAGCAACAGGGCGAUAUGGGGUUGGGGAUGACACUGAUGCAAUCAUCGCCACCACCACACAGCUAUCGACACUCACGAGCCUAUCGCCACUUCAAAAACCCGCCACAGCCCCACAUGUGCAUUCGCACCACCACUGAAACUGGCGAGGAGUUGUUUAUCAAUGUGCUAAGUUGGACACGUAUUGUCAUACCACAGGAGCCCAGUGAUCCAAUACCUUUGUAUGGAGGCAUGCGCGUGCCGCCUGGCAGCCCGCGCAGUCCUCCAAUUGUGUUUGCCGUUAUGGCGAAUCCUGAAGUGCUCAAAGACUCGGGACGCCAUAGCAAGGAUCCAGAGGAACGACGCGCUAUGGUGGAGCUAAUGUGCGACUUUGUGGAGGCUAUGAAUCCUGGCGUGAAACUAGUCAGAAACGCCGUCAUACUCAAGGAUCGUGACAUUUCGGGCGAGCUUAAGGAUGUCUGGAAUGCUGUGCAGGCGCAGCGGGACCGUGAGCGUGAAGAGCAAAUGUUACAGCAGCGCCAACAGCAGCACUAUCAAAAUAUCACUACGCAACAAAUGUUUCCCAAGUCACCGGAUGCAAUGCGUGCUGGAAGCGCUGCUCAGUCAAAUGCAUCGGAGAUCGGCUUGCCGCCAGCAUAUAAUGCCGAUCUUAUGACGACUGAUCAUGGGAAUGGCAUUACACUGGCCGUAUUUGCCCAGCAGUUGGAUAACAAGGUAGCCAGUGAACAGUCGGAUGAGCAGCAGCAAGAGCAACAAGCGGGUAGCAACGAGUCAACGCCUGGCGAUUCUUGCGGUGAUCAAACGGAUGCGGGUGUCGUUGUUAAUGGUAACAGCGGAUCUCCAUCUGCUUCAGAGUCUCUAUCAACAGUCGAGCAAGUGACACAAGAGCCAGAGAGCAGAUCUGCUAAUACGACUACCAGCAAUGGUUGUAGUAUUCCAACAAAUGUGACAACAGCUCCAACGCCAAACGCUGCUGCUGUUCAGCCCACAGCUACACCUACGCCCACGCCUCCCGCAACCACGCCACCUCCAGCAGCGCCAGUAAAGAAGGAGAAGCUUGGUGGCUUCUUGCCCAACGGUUGCAUAUUCCCGCGCUUCAAGAAUAACAAACACAAGGAUAAGGAUGGCAAUCACAAGGAGAGCAAGAGCAAAGAGAAAACCCUGCUGAAUGCGCUGAAGAAGAGUAAGGAGAAGAAGGUGGCACCCAGCGAGCAAGCACCCAGUGACAAAACAGCCACGGACAAUGGCACCACACAGUACGAGAAGAACUGCAUCAACAAUCUCGAGUGCGAGGUGCAGAAACUCGACCUGAAUAGCAGCAACAACGACAACAAUAUGUUCAUCAAGCUGAAAGUGGCGCCCAGUGCAGCAUCGGCAGCGGCUGCUGUGGCCAAGUAGUUAAGUAUAACUGAUAACAAUGAUAACAUAAAGUUUCAUAAGUAGGAAGAGUAAAGGAUAUCCGAGUAAACAGGCACGAUACGAGUAAUGAGUAGAGAGAGAACUACCUUUCGGGUAGCACUAGCACUUCACUAGCACCUAGGAGUAUUUAGAGUCGUGGACAUUUAAUAUAUACGAGAUUUACAUAAGUCAUACAUAUAUAUACAUAUAUACAUAUAUAUGUAUACAAAGUACGUUUAUAUAUGAAUAUAUAUAUACAAUAUAUACCGUUGUAUCAGUCAAUUUUUGAAGGCAAAUCGACAGACUCUCAGUGUAAUAACAUCUGAAAAAAGAAAAAUAUAAUAUUGUGCCAUGCUCCAUUCAAACUCAAAUACAUAUAUGUAUAUAUACAUAUCUUUAUGUAUGUAUGUAUAUGUAGCGCCCAAUUUGUCUGGGUUUGUCAUCCAUAGUUUCUCCAUAAUUCUUCCCCGGCAUACGUAAAGAUUAACAAAUAUAAAAAUCAAGUAUUUAUAUAGUUCAAUAUUUGUAUGUUUCGCAUACAGUUUGCCUUAUAUACAAACCAAAUGAGAGAGAAACGGAAAAUAAAAGCAAAUAAGUAAAAUAGAGAACUUAAAUAUUAGGUCAUCAAACCAAUCAAUGGCAAUCGUAAAAAGAAACUCAUGCGCCAAAUUAUGAUCAGAAAUAUGUAGACAAAAGAAAAUCACACGCACACACACAGCAAUGGACAUUGCACGAAAACCCUUAUCAUCCACUAGUUAUUAGACUAGCGAGGGCCUAUUGAUACAAUAGAAAAUAGAACCCAGCUGUACAAGUAUUACGCAUUCAUUUUUCCUAUACCACUCUGCUCAAAUGAUCUCCAAGUUUUAUUUUUUCGGUUCUUUGAAGUUUAAACUCGUGUGAACGACGACGCAGGCUCUAUAAAGUACCUUUUUUGUGACCUUGCAUUAUCACUAUUAUCCAUAUGAGAUGCUAUAUAUUGUUUUCUAUUUCUAAAUGCUUUGUUUUGCCUUAUUUCAAUAUCAACUAAAGUUAAUUACUUCAGUAGUCAAAGAACAGUUCCAAAUUACUUGAGUAAUGCAAAUCAAAUGACCUGAAAGAAAAAGUACUCAUAUGAUAAACAUCUAUUCUAUUCUAUAUUGUUAUUGUAUUGUUUAUUUAAAGUUUGUUUUUCCAUUUUCUAUUCACAUGUCGUUCGCACUAAUUGAGCAGAACUUCAAGAGCUCUCGAUAUAUUUAUAUAUUUAAACCACAAAAAUGCAGUGAAAAUUUAAUAGAACUUAAUGUGCAAAAGAAAAAACUCAAUAUUGGACUGAACAAAGCUGCCAUAUAUAAAUCACAUACAUAUGUACAAGCAUAUAUAUCCGUAUAUAUAUGUAUAUAAGUAUAUAUACACAACGCAUAUAGGCGAGUAUACGAGUACAUAUGUGUGCAUUUGUAAUGUUUGCUUUUCAUUUAAAACGAAAAUUCAAUUGUGAUUCAUUUGAAAAUCAAAUUUUUGUUUUUAACAUCGAAAACUAUUUUCAACAUAAUUACAAAAAAAAAUAUAUAUAUAUACUGAAAAUCGAAUAAACAAAUCAGUUAACUUUGGUCAGCCGAAGUUUGGAUACUCUUUCAAAAUAGAGCUAAAGGAAAUAUCUUUUAAAAAAUCUAACGAAACAAAAUGUAAACUCUUUUCAAAAAAAAUUUUGGCUUUUACUUUUGUCUCAUUAAAUAUUGCCUUUUGCAAGAGUACUAUAAAAAUUUGAUAAAAUAUAUUUUAUGCAACGCCCAAAAGCAUGCUAUAAAACUUUUUGAGUCUCAGUUUAGAGAUUUGUUUUGUUUCGUUUUUCUCUCUAAAAUGCAUUUCGCCAGCCUUCAGUGCCAUAGAAACAAUGGCAUUGCAUUUAUAGAAAAGAAGAACAAAAAUA
Messenger RNA from Drosophila mojavensis, 4409 nucleotides. Its product is annotated as alpha-protein kinase 1. NCBI's taxonomy places the organism in Eukaryota, Metazoa, Arthropoda, Insecta, Diptera, Drosophilidae. The record is from RefSeq and is a predicted model, not a curated record. The coding region runs from base 806 to 2503 and encodes 565 amino acids. The transcript is spliced from 4 exons.